UCUUGCAUGGUUUAAUUUUAAGUCUUGUGUUUAUUUACUUUUAAGAAAAAUGUGAAAGAAAUUCAGGAAAAAUCUAAUUUUAUUUAAUUAUUUCCAAGAAAAAAAAAGAGAACCACAAUGAUAAAUUAGAAUUGGAUAACUGUAACAGCAAUGUCGAAUCAGGUAGCCGCUUUCGUAGCGGGUUUAAAAUCCCGAAAUGUGGAUGUCCAGACGAAAACUGCCAGAGAGCUGUAUCACUAUGCCAAGACGGAACUUCGAGAAGUACCCCAAGAGGAGCUUACACAAUUUCUCGAUGAAUUUAAUCACCAAAUAUUCGAAAUGGUUUCUAGCAAUGAUGUUCACGAAAAAAAAGGCGGUGUGCUUGCUAUAGUGUGUCUUAUUGGAGGUGACUGUGAUACAACAAAAACUAGAAUAACAAGAUUUGCUAACUAUCUUAGGAAUCUACUUCCAUCAUCAGAUGCAGGUGUAAUGGAAUUAGCUGCAAAAACAGUUGGGCGAUUGGCUACAGUGUCAGGAGUGAAAAGGGCUGAAUAUGUCGAAUUUGAAGUUAAAAGGGCUUUUGAGUGGCUGUCAGAAGAAAGGAAUGAGGGUAGACGUCAUUCGGCUGUCUUAUUAUUAAAAGAGUUAGCCAUAGCCAUGCCUACAUAUUUUUAUCAGCAAGUAUCAGGAUUUUUUGAUCAUAUCCUUGUUGCCUUAAAAGAUCCUAAACAGCAAAUACGAGAAGCUGCAGCCAAAGCUUUAAGAGCUGGUUUAGUGGUCACAGCACAGAGGGAAACUGCAAAACAGUCAACUGCAAGGCCUCAGUGGUACAUGCAGUGCUGUGAAGAAGCAAUGUUAAGCUUUGAAGAAGUUACUAUUAAAGAAAAGGGGUCAACAAAAGAAGACAGAGUUCAGGGAGGCCUUUUAAUUCUUAAUGAACUCUUAAGGUGUUCAAAUGCCAUAUGGGAGACAAAGUAUACACAUUUAAUGAGAAGUAUAGAUACACAAAAGGACAUAAUAGUAUCAGAUGACAUUAUUUUUAUAAGUAGUAAGCUUCACAGCCCAUCAGUCAAGAGAGGGUACCUAUGUGAUGGUUUUAAAACUGAAAAUGUACAGUACCCAGUUCCUAUUUAUGAAUCUGAAGUGUGUAAAAAGCUUCUGUCUGAAAAAAUUGAAAGGAUAUUUCAUGAUGUAAUGGCCCAAAGACACUUAAAACUCCAAGGUGUACCACAAAUUCUGCUGAUUAUAAUUCCUCGAUUGGCUGCAUUCAAUAAAGAGUUGUUUUUAAGAAAGUAUCUUAAUUCUACAAUGCAUUACUUACUGACCUCAAUCAGAAGCCGGAAUAUGGCAUUUACAACUUUGGGAUUAAUGGCCGCAGCUCUGGAAGGUGAUAUUAGAAACUUUAUUCCUAGAAUUAUGGAAGUUAUUAAACAAGCCCUACCAGUUAGAGACACCUUGACAAAGAAAAAAGGUUCGAUAGAUUCCUCUAUUUUUGCUUGCAUAACACUUUUAAGUAGUGCAGUCAAGGAUCUUGUCAUAACUGAUAUCAAAGAGUUACUGGAUGCGCUUUUUGCAACUGGUUUAAGCCCCUCAUUGACUAUCUGUUUAAAGGAAUUAAGUGAGAACUUACCGUCUCUUAGAGAAGAAAUAUCUCAAGGUCUUUUAAAUAUGCUCUCUUUAGUGUUAAGGAAUAAACAAUUUUUACACCCUGGAGUGCCAAGAAGCUUAGAGCAACAGAUGAGCAAUAGUGUGAGUCUUGUAAUAGAGCCACAGGAUCCGGCUAGUAUAGUCUUAGCAUUGAGAACUCUUGGCACUUUUAAUUUUGAAGGGCACCACAGCCUCUUGAUGUUUGUGAAAAGGUGCGCUGAUCAUUUCUUGCAGAGUGAUCAGCAAGAAAUUAGAGUGGAAGCUGUCAAAACAUCAGCUAAGCUUUUGGCCGAUGCUGCAUAUAGAACGAAAGAUGAACCGUCAAAAACCCUGACUAUGCUAACAGCAGAAGUUGUUGGUAAGAUGCUGAUUGUGUCGGUUACUGACCCAGAUUAUGAGGUGAGGUAUUGGGUUCUCGAAUCUCUAACGGACAUUUUUGACACACAUUUAGCACAGAUAGAAAAUCUCAGCUUUCUGUUUAUAGCUAUGAAUGAUGAACAUUUGGAAAUACGGGAAUUAGCUAUUUGUAUGAUUGGAAGAUUGAGUACUGUCAAUCCAGCGUAUGUGAUGCCUGGUUUGAGAAAAACACUUAUACAAUUUCUAACUGAAUUAGAACAUUCUGGAAUGAGUCGCAAUAAGGAACAAGCUGCUAGAAUGUUGGAUAAUCUUAUUCUACAUGCACCCAAGCUUGUGAAACCAUACAUGGAGACAAUUCUCAAUGUGUUAGUUCCAAAGCUUAAAGAACCGGAUGUCAAUCCGGGCGUUGUAAUAAGUGUACUAAAAGCAGUAGGAGAUUUGGCUGAUGUGCACGGUGAUAACUCUGGAUUACGAAAAUGUCUGCCCGAACUUUUGACAAUUCUUCUCGACUUGCUCUCCGACGCAACUGCGACUGAAAAGCGGAGCGUAGCCUUGUGGGCGUUUGGCCAACUCAUCAGUGCAACAGGAUAUGUUGUAACACCUUAUACUGAUUAUCCUAACCUCAUGGACGUGCUUCUAAAUUUCCUUAAGACUGAACAGCAACCGAAGGAUAGGCGUGAAACAAUUAGAGUUUUGGGCCUCCUCGGUGCUUUGGAUCCUUAUAAACACAAAUUGACAAAGUAUAGGAAAGAUGGCCAACCAAAUUCAAGUUUGGUACCUGUUGCUGACAGCAAAGCAGAGGAAAAUAACUUUGACGUGUCGUCAAGUGAAAUGCUGGUAUUGAUGCCGACAGCCGUAUUAGAUGAAUACUAUCCUGCAAUAGUAAUCUCAACUUUAAUGCGCAUUUUACGUGACCCAACCCUUCAACAACACCAUACAAGUGUAGUUCAGGCAGUGACCUUCAUUUUCCAAUCGCUCGGUAUUAAAUGUGUUCCAUAUAUAUCCCGAGUUACUCCAAGUCUGUUGUACGUUGCCCGCGCAACAGAUAGUAACAGCUUUCGUGAGUUUCUCUUUACCCAGUUGGCGAAAUUGAUUGCGAUAGUAAAGCAGCAUAUUCGGAAUUAUUUGGAUAAAAUCUUUGAGCUGAUCAAAGAAUUCUGGACACCCAACAGCCCUCUUCAACCGACCCUGAUAUUACUUGUAGAACACAUUGCAAUCGCCCUUGGAUCAGAGUUUAAGGUUUAUCUACCUCAAUUGAUGCCGCAAAUUCUUCGCGUUUUAGCGCACGAUACUAGUAAAGAAAGAGUCGUAACGGAGAAGCUGCUAUAUGCUCUACAAAAAUUUGAAGACAAUCUUGAUGAUUACAUGCAUUUGGUCAUUCCAUCGAUCGUGAAACUUUUUGAUGCAACGGACUGCCCUAUCCCUGUGGCGAAAGUCGCAAUGGAGACGGUUGAUUAUCUAUCUGAUUCAUUGAACUAUAGCGAACUGGUCUCCAGAAUAAUCCAUCCCAUAGUUCGAAGUUUGGAUAGCUGUUAUGCCCUGAGAACUACAGCGAUGGAUACAUUAUGUGCACUUAUAGUUCAACUCGGUCGUAAAUACAAUGACUUCAUACCCCUCGUGCAAAAAGUCGUAGUUAAACACAGGAUUCAGCAUCAAAAUUAUGAAAAUUUGUUACUGAAUUUGCAAACAACGCAAUCUUUGGCGUUAGAUGAAUAUCUUCAGGGUACCAGGCGAAAACCAAAGAAUAAUAAUCAAGAGGCACGCAUAGCGGUUUGUGAUACAUCGAAUACCAUUCGGAAGUUGUAUGUAAAUGCUCACAGUUUGCAAAUUGCCUGGACUGUCAGUAGUCGAGUGUCAAAAGACGAUUGGCUGGAGUGGCUUCGGCGGUUCAGUAUUGGACUUUUAACAGAAUCCCACAGCCCAGCUCUGAGAGCCUGUCUAGCGUUGGCACAUAACUACUCCCAAUUACUACGAGAUCUAUUUAAUGCGGCCUUUGUGUCGUGUUGGACAGAACUAGAUAGCCGAUCGCGGACUGAAUUAUCAAAUGCUCUGGAACAGGCUCUGACCGCACCAGAUGCGCCUGAACUAGCCCAUACUGUCCUUAAUUUGGCAGAAUUUAUGGAGCACUGUGAAGGUGGGGCUCUUCCGAUAUCGACACACCUUUUGGGUGAAUGGGCUAUGCAUUGUAGAGCAUAUGCAAAGGCUCUGCAUUAUAAAGAAGAAGAGUUUAGAACAGGUGCAACAUCUCAAGUAGUAGAAGCUUUGAUUCAUAUAAACAAUAAACUACAGCAAAAAGAAGCAGCGGAAGGCCUACUUGAAAGAGUAAUGACCCAGAGAGAGGCAGGAAACACCAGUUUAAAGGUGCAAAUCCGUUGGUACGAGAAAUUGCACAACUGGGAAAAGGCACUCAAUCUCUAUGAAGAAAAGUUACCAGAAGGCGAUAUAGAAGUCUGUCUUGGAGAGCUUCGCUGUUUCGAGGCAUUAGGCGAGUGGACAAAGCUGUAUACCAGCGUGUCCAGCAGUUGGACUAAUAUGACCGACGAUGAAAAGUUCAAAGCCGCAAGAUUGGCGGCCGCAGCUUCAUGGGGUCUCAACGAAUGGGAUUCCAUGUCUAACUACGUCAAUUUUUUGCCAGAAAACACGCAGGACGGCGCUUUCUACAGGGCUGUUCUGAACAUACAUAACCAGGAUUAUACUACGUCGAAGUUAUGCAUCGAUCAAGCGCGAACGAUACUAGAUUCUGAAUUAACAGCUGUAGCCGGUGAGAGCUACCAAAGAGCAUACGGCGCUUUAGUUAGUGCCCAGCUCUUGGCUGAACUAGAAGAAGUUAUUACAUACAAACUUGUCCCAGAACGUAGAGAGUCUAUACGACAAGCUUGGUGGACCAGGCUUCAAGGGGGGCAGAGGUUAGUCGAGGAUUGGCGCAAAAUACUCCAAGUGCGCGGUUUGGUAUUAACGCCACAGGAAGAUAUGGCCACGUGGCUCAAAUUCGCCUCAUUAUGCAGAAAAAGUGGAGCACCUCGACAAGCUCAUAAGACUCUUGUGAUGCUGCUGGGUAUAGAUCCAAGUGAGAAUAGAGAUAUGCCACUUCCAACUCACGAACCGAGGCUAACGCUAGCGUAUGCCAAGCAUUUGUGGGUGGCUGGAGACAAGCAAUUGGCGUACGAUCAGCUACAGCGAUAUGUGGAGAAUGUUGACACGGUACACUCCAGGCUACUCGCUAGAUGCCACUUGAAAUUAGGCGCCUGGUGUGAAUCUUUACUCGGUAUAAACGAGCAGUCUAUCAAAAAAAUCUUGGAUAACUAUGAAAAAGCCACCGAACAUGCCACAGAUUGGUAUAAGGCGUGGCACGCCUGGGCCUACAUGAACUUCGAGACGGUGUUGUUUUAUAAACACAAAGAAGAUAACCCAGACGCAAGCGAGGUCAACCCUGAUGAAACAAUACAAAGGCAUACCGUUCCAGCUGUAGAAGGGUUCUUCAAAUCAAUAAAUUUGUCUCAUGGAAGCUCGCUCCAAGAUACGCUUAGACUAUUGACUCUUUGGUUUGACUACGGUCACCAUCCUGCCGUACACGAAGCGCUGGUCGAAGGGAUCAGAACGAUCGAAAUCAAUGUCUGGCUGCAAGUUAUACCGCAACUAAUUGCAAGAAUCGACACUCCUAGGCCGUUAGUAGGGAAACUGAUUCAUUCCCUCCUAAUAGACAUAGGAAAAUCCCAUCCUCAAGCCCUGGUUUAUCCUCUGACUGUAGCUUCAAAGUCGUCAUUUGUUGACCGCAAAAAUGCCGCUAAUCAAGUUUUGAAAUCGAUGUGCACACACUCAAGUAACUUGGUCAGCCAGGCCGCUAUGAUAUCCGAGGAACUCAUUAGAGUUGCCAUCCUGUGGCAUGAACAAUGGCACGAGGCUUUAGAGGAGGCUUCGAGGCUGUACUUCAGCGAGCAUGACGUGAAAGCUAUGUUUAAGACCUUGGAGCCAUUGCAUGCGAUGCUGGAGCGCGGGCCAAAGACGUUAAAGGAAAUAUCGUUUAGCCAAGCUUACGGCAAAGAUCUUAAUGAGGCACAGGUGUGGUGCAAUCGAUUUAAGGAAUCCGGUCAAGUUCGUGACCUGAACCAAGCAUGGGACCUCUACUAUCACGUCUUCCGCCGCAUCAGCCGGCAAUUGCCGCAACUGACGUCAUUAGAGCUGCAAUAUGUCAGUCCGAGCCUUUUGAGCUGUCGUGACUUGGAGCUGGCAGUACCGGGGUCAUAUGUGCCUGACCACGAUCUUAUACGCAUUGCGCAUAUACAGAGCAGUUUGCAGGUAAUAACAUCGAAGCAGCGGCCGCGCCGGCUCUGCAUUCGCGGCUCGAACGGAAAAGACUACAUGUUCCUAUUAAAAGGCCACGAAGAUCUGCGCCAAGAUGAAAGAGUGAUGCAACUCUUUGGCCUCGUCAAUACUCUGCUUCAGGCCGACCCUGAUACCUUCAGACGAGACCUGGCCAUACAAAGAUACGCUGUUAUUCCCCUGUCAACUAAUUCUGGAUUAAUAGGAUGGGUACCGCACUGCGAUACCUUGCAUUCACUGAUAAGAGAUUAUAGGGAAAAGAGGAAAAUACUUCUCAACAUUGAACACAGGAUCAUGCAGAGGAUGGCAUCGGAUUUGGAGAAGCUGAUGUUGAUGCAAAAGGUGGAAGUAUUCGAGCAUGCCCUUGAACACACAGCUGGAGACGACCUUGCGAAAUUACUUUGGCUUAAAAGUCCAUCAUCAGAGGUCUGGUUCGAGCGUCGAACGAACUACACGCGUUCUCUUGCUGUGAUGAGUAUGGUGGGGUAUAUCCUGGGGUUGGGAGACAGACAUCCAUCUAAUAUUAUGUUAGAUAGAAAAACGGGGAAAUUCCUACAUAUAGACUUUGGGGAUUGCUUCGAAGUGGCGGUUACGAGAGACAAAUUCCCGGAGAAGAUACCGUUCAGAUUGACCAGGAUGCUGAUUAAUGCUAUGGAGGUAACAGGAAUCGAAGGAACAUACAGGCGGACAUGCGAAUCAGUGAUGGAGGUAUUACACCGACACAAGGACAGUGUUAUGGCGGUACUAGAAGCGUUCGUCUACGACCCCCUGCUGAAUUGGAGGCUCAUAGACGCGGGCAGAAGAUCUAGAACCGACGUGGAAUCUGGUGAUGGCUCACCACAACCGAAUAGAAGCAAAGUGACCGUGGACGAUCAGCCAUCUGAAACAAACCUUAAUAAGCGAGCGCUGGCUAUUGUGAACCGCGUCAGGGAUAAAUUGACGGGAAGAGAUUUUCCUCAUAUAGAUGAUAAUAGUGUAUCGGUACAACUGCAAGUGGAUCUGUUGAUUCAGCAGGCGACGAGCAAUGAGAAUCUUUGUCAGUGUUAUGUCGGCUGGUGCCCGUUCUGGUAAGGUCCAGCGAAGACACGAUGAAAGAGAUUUUUCUGUGUCAAAUGUCAACGUCAACGUCAACGUGUUUUUGUUUUUUUCUUUGGUGGUCUUAAUUAAUUUUAACUAUUUAUGUAUAUGCAGAGUGAUGUUUUGCUAAGGUUUUUUUUUUUAUAUAACCAUAGGGAAUAUUUUUAUAUUGAAAGAGAAGUGUUUGCCUAUUGGCGUCAGCGUGCGUCUCUCGUCCCUGAGGUCGUUAGUUCGAUUCCCGGCUGUGCACCAUUGGGCAUUGCCUUAGAUCCAAAAAUUCUCACAGGAGACUGAUCACAUACCUUCCUAUUAGAUUGACAAAUGAUCAUAAAACAGAUAAAUCUGAGGCCCAAACUUAACAAAGUUGUAGCGCAACAGAUUUUUUUUUUUAAUAUUGUUUAUAUUAGGUUGUUGGUUGAGAGUUGGGACUUAGCGCUCAAAAUUACUAUAAAAAGUCAAGUUUAGAUCGUAAGCAACUGAAAGGUAAGUUGAUAAAUCUCAACCAACGCCUAGCAUUUUCCAUUAUAAAUAUACUUACUAACUUCCUCUAUAUAUAUCUGCAGCUGUUAUUUUGACGAUAAUUUUGGAUGUGUUUAGACGUUGAUAUAUUUCGAGCACUGAAGUAAAUGUAUGACAUCGGGUCGAACAAAUUGGUGGCACUGUAUCAAUUUGAUGAUUUAACAUAAUUUGUGAUAUUUGUGGUGGUAUGCGCCGUGAUGUAAAUAAGAUCAAAGAUCAUAUUUGUGCCGAUUAACAAAACACUUUUCAAAUUUAAUAUUUACAUUUUUUUCUUAUUUUAGCCUAAUAUUGUUUGUAGUAAAAACAAAUUAAAUAUAUAGAUACAUUGUUUGUUACGCAGGGAAUUAUAAAAACAAUGCUUAUUAAGGGAAAACAGUAAAUAAUUCAGUAACCAGUGAUUUGUAACAUUUAAACCAAAAAGUGUAUGUAAAAAUUUAAUUGUAUUUGAAAUAUGUCGAGCUCAAUAAAGCGAAGUUAUCUUUUUAAAUAAUACCUAAUCAAAAUGUAAAUACCAAAAAAAACUACGUAUUUUAAUUGUACACGAGUACGUGGAGAUAUUCAUGCUGGCAAUUUCUGUAAAUCACUCGAAAUAUCAUUCGAACGAAAUGCAAAUGUAAACUAAGAAAUUUUUUAAUGUAAAUCACGUGUUACGUAGUUUUAUUUCAAUAUAUGAUUUAUGAAAGGGUACACUCCAGGGAACAAGGCCGAGUAGAUAUUUCAAAUUACUGCUUUAAACAAAAUUAUUGUCUACCCGCUUCUUCAAUACUUCCUCACAUCUUUGGUGAGGAACCUCAAUAACUUCAUAGUUGGUGUCAUAGAUAAAACCCGAAACAUUGGCGAGUUAUGCAGGUACGAUUUCGUACGAGGCACAUGGAACAACUUUGUGUAUCUUGUCCCAUAAGGAGGAGGGGUUUUAAGAGAAAUUAACGACAGCAAAUAGGGGCUAAUUAUCCCAUCAAGAAUUGCGUGUAAUCAUAGGAAUGGCAAAACGUUCCGCCAUAUAUAAGUGAAAGUGUAACAGCGCGUCUGACUAAAUAAUCUGUAAUAAAUAUUAUGUAGGUAACUUGUAAAAAUAAUUAAUUCUUUUUAAUCAUUUACUAGCAGAUUUAGAAUUGUAAAUGAUAAUACUGGCCCAGUACAAAAUUUGUGAAACCCUUCCCAAUGUUUAUAUUUAUUUCGUAUAGAAGUGAGAAUUAGAUUUAGUUAAUUGUAACUAUAGGAUUCCUAAGUUAUAAAGAGUAUAUUUUGAACAAUAGAAAAUUUAAUCUUCGCGGUUUCACUUCACAAGUUUUGUAAUGAAAAAUGAUAAUUGGAAAUUUCGUAAAUUAAAAUGUUUACCUAGAUGAGACGGAAUAUUCGUGUCAGCCUAGGCCCUAUGGCUAAAAAGAGAACCCAAUACCAGACCAUGGCGCCCUCAUUCUGCACCAAACUUCAUCAUGUGUCCAACUAGUGGGAAGCCGUCCAAAGCUCCGCCGACUGGUUCUCGUUCCAGGUUUUCUCAUCGAUCAUCGGCUCCGGCAAUUGGCUCUAUUGGCUACGUCUGUGACAAUGAUUCUUCUACGGAUCUCCUCAUUUCUGAUUCGAUAGCGUAGGGAAACAGAAAGCCUCUCAUAGCGGUGCAAGUGAAGCGGAGUUAAAAGAUCGAGUCUCGAAACAUCGCCGAGACAAUAUACUAGCCGAUAAGCUGAGCUUUUUCUGAACGCUAAAUAUACUCAAAGUAGUUCUCGUUUAAAAUAUUAUAAAUUGUGUAAAUAACAAAAAAUAGUACAAACGCCAACUUUGCUAGAUGCUCCACAUUGUAUAUAAACAAUAAUAUGGUUCCAGUGCCUUUAGCGCCACAUUUAAAAUAGUCAAUACGAUAAUGUUCAAUCGAAUAGAUUGGAAUAGUUAUACGUAUUUUCUUGCUUCCGUGUUAGUUCGAAAACGCUCAUUGAGCGUAUUACAAAAAUUUAUUGUUACUUAGCUGUAAGGGUUGCUUUUUAUUAUACGUAUUCUAAGGGUGUAAUUUGUCAAUAAGUUAAUAAAUUUAAGCCAUAUUUAUGUAAGGAUUGCUUAGUUAAUAUUAUUGUACCUUGUGUACUCAGAAUAAAUUUAACGUUGG
Pieris brassicae (large cabbage white) is the source of this 10000-nucleotide messenger RNA. It is a transcript of the gene mTor, whose product is annotated as serine/threonine-protein kinase mTOR. The record is from RefSeq and is a predicted model, not a curated record. Gene Ontology annotation, cellular component: nucleus; TORC2 complex; TORC1 complex. Bases 151 to 7374 code for a protein of 2407 amino acids. Gene Ontology annotation, biological process: TOR signaling; negative regulation of macroautophagy; protein phosphorylation. The transcript has 10 exons. Gene Ontology annotation, molecular function: protein-containing complex binding; protein serine/threonine kinase activity; protein binding. Lineage: Eukaryota; Metazoa; Arthropoda; Insecta; Lepidoptera; Pieridae.